Ochlerotatus camptorhynchus is the source of this 531-nucleotide messenger RNA. RefSeq lists its product as uncharacterized. Bases 1 to 531 code for a protein of 176 amino acids. The record is from RefSeq and is a predicted model, not a curated record. The transcript has a single exon. Lineage: Eukaryota; Metazoa; Arthropoda; Insecta; Diptera; Culicidae.
AUGUCCGCCGGAACCGAUCCGGUGGUCAAACCGUUCUCAAUGUCCACCGAAACCAAUUCAGUGGCCAAGCCGUUCCUGAUCUCUGCUGGAAUCCAGCCUACGAUCAAGCCUUUCCUGAUGUCCACCGGUACCAAUCCGGUGGUCAAACCGUUCUCGAUGUCCACCGAAACCAAUUCAGUGGCCAAGCCGUUCCUGAUGUCCAUCGGAACCAAUCCGGUGGUCAAACCGUUCUUGAUGUACACUGCAACCUGUCCGGUGGUCAAGCCAUUAAUGAUGUUCACUGGAACCCUUCCGGUCACCAACCCGUUCUUGAUGUCCACUGGAACCCGUCUGGUGGUCACGACCUUCAGGAUGUCCACUGGAACUCGUCCGGUGUUCAAGCAGUUCCCGAUGACCCUUGGAAUUCAUCAGGUAAACAAGCCGUUUCUGAUGUCCCCUGGAAACCAUCCGGUGAACAAUCCGUUACCGAUGUCAGCAGGAGACCAUCCGGUGAUGCAUUUUCCGAUGCCAGCUCGAAAUCAUCAGGUGUAA